Messenger RNA from Pogoniulus pusillus (Red-fronted tinkerbird), 1894 nucleotides. It is a transcript of the gene ACR, whose product is annotated as acrosin. Gene Ontology annotation, molecular function: serine-type endopeptidase activity. NCBI's taxonomy places the organism in Eukaryota, Metazoa, Chordata, Aves, Piciformes, Lybiidae. The record is from RefSeq and is a predicted model, not a curated record. The coding region runs from base 302 to 1252 and encodes 316 amino acids. The transcript has 4 exons. Gene Ontology annotation, biological process: acrosome reaction; proteolysis.
GUUUGGGUCACUGAUUGGGUUAGCUGAGGGAUGCCCUUUUUCCUCCAUGGCCAUGCCACAGCUUCCCAACCCCCCUGUGGAAGCCUUAGGUGUCACACCCGGCUGCUGGCACAUCUCAUCUGUGAGACUGAAGCAGAACUGGGCAGAUGGGCACCUGCCUGAUGGGGAGCGGCCUGGCUCUGCUGUCUGUGCCACAAUGUGUGGGGAGGGCAGGUGGUUGACCUUCAGCCUGCGCAGUGCCAGCCAUCGAGCAGGACACUGACGAGUUUCUGCUUGCAAAAGGACCUGUGGGAGCCGGCCCAUGGCUUAUGGCUUGGGCAUGUCACGCGUUGUGGGUGGCACCGAUGCCCUGCCGGGGGCCUGGCCGUGGAUCGUCAGCAUCCAAGAUCCAGAGAGAGCAGGCUCGGGCCAUGUCUGUGGAGGGUCCCUCAUCAGCUCCCAGUGGGUCCUCACAGCUGCCCACUGCUUCAUCAGGGCCAGGAACAUCAGCAAGUGGCGUGUGGUGGCUGGGGCCACCGACUUGUCACAGCUGGGAGACGAGGCCCAGGUGAGUGGCGUGAAGCAGCUGCUGGUGCACCGGGGCUACAGCAGUGCCACCCACAGCAGUGACAUUGCCCUGCUGGAGCUGAGCCAGCCCCUCAGGUGCGGGGACUACAUCCAGCCAGCCUGCCUGCCCCGUGGCUCGCUGAGGAUGCCCAAGCUCACCAACUGCUAUGUCAGCGGCUGGGGUGCCACCGCUGCUGAAGCUGGGCAGCCAAGUGAUGUGCUCCAGGAGGCCAAGGUCCACCUCAUCAACCUCAAGCUCUGCAACAGCAGCCGCUGGUACAAUGGGGCCGUCCACAGCCACAACCUUUGUGCUGGCUACCCACAGGGUGGCAUCGACACCUGCCAGGGUGACAGUGGGGGUCCUCUUGCAUGCCAGGACAAGAACUCUGACUACUUCUGGCUGGUUGGAGUAACCAGCUGGGGCAAAGGCUGUGCCAGAGCCAGGCAGCCUGGAGUCUACACCUCCACCCAGCACUUCUACAACUGGAUCUUGGUUCAGAUGGGACUGUCCCCAGCAGUGAGAGCAACUCCAGCACCACAAACAACUUCCUCCUCUGCCCCUAGUCGGACACCAGGGGCCGUGCCAGCUGAGUCAAACACCCUCAAGUCCUGUCCACUUUCACAGCAGAAGCUGGUGAAAUUCUUUAGUCUUGUACAGGAGCUGCUGCAGUAUGUCUGGGGCAGGAAGGCUGCAGCAGCAGGAUGAGCAGGAUCCAAGCCGCCCUGUCCCACCGCCGUGUCCCCCUGGGACAAUGCCUUGCUGACCCACAGGCCACCUCAAUGCCCAAGGCCUGCUCUGUCCUGCCCACCCUCCUCCUGGGCAUGCCCAUGCACAUGCUGAUGGUGGGUUUUGGUCUUGAAUGAAGUCGUCAGUUUUCACAGCUAACCUUGCUUUGGGUCAGGGCUGUGUCCUGCAUGAGGCUUCUCUGCCCCACACCUGCCAGGUGAAUCACAGACUGGUAUGGCUUGAAAGGAACCUCUGGAGAUCAUUAAGUCCAGCCCCCUGCCCCGGCAAGGUGAGCUGCAGAAGGUCACAGGGAAAGGUUUGUGGGUGUUUUGAAUGCCGCCGGAGAUGGAGACUCCACAACCUCUCUGGGCAGCCUGGUCCGGGGUUUUGUCACCUUUUGAGAAGUUCCUCCUCGUGUUUAGAUGGAGCAGGGUAUGCUUAGAUUAGACACCAGGAGGAAGUUCUUCAGUAUGAGGGUGGUGGGACCUGGAACAGGUUGCCCAGCGAUGUGGCUGAGUCGCCAUCACUGAAGCCGUUCAAGAUGAGAUUUAAUGGGUCCCUAGGCAGCCUGCUCUAGUUGGAGGUGCCCCUGCUGACUGCGGAGGGUUGGCCAGGAUGACC